Messenger RNA from Daphnia pulicaria, 1690 nucleotides. RefSeq names its product alpha-(1,3)-fucosyltransferase C-like. Gene Ontology annotation, cellular component: membrane. NCBI's taxonomy places the organism in Eukaryota, Metazoa, Arthropoda, Branchiopoda, Diplostraca, Daphniidae. The transcript has a single exon. Gene Ontology annotation, molecular function: alpha-(1->3)-fucosyltransferase activity. The coding region runs from base 279 to 1631 and encodes 450 amino acids. The record is from RefSeq and is a predicted model, not a curated record.
AGAAGAAGCCAACUAGUCGUCGAGUUUGGCAGCAACAAGACUUUUAUCGCUCGGGAUCAAAUUUCGUGGUCGCCAUUAAUUGCUAUACAAUACUGAACGUGAUUCUUUCAUUAUCCAAUUGAGUGCUAGCUGUUUAUUCUUCGUCUCCAGCAAUUAAGUUCAAUCUGAGGAUGAUUGGGUAAUUCGGAUUUCAACAAGGAAAAUCAAUCCAAAACUUCUAGUCUCAGUAAGUGAAAUCAUCUUCUGAUGUGCUGAGCACUUCAGCAGCGUUGUUUCCUAUGGCUCUAAAUCAGAAGCGCUUCGUCAAACUUUCGAUUAUUCUUCUAGUGAAUUUGUUGGCGAUCUUGUUCAUCAGUUACAGUAAAUGGAUCUUUGUCGACAAUCGCUAUUCAUUAUUGCAGCAGCAACUGGAACAACCAAAGGCAAGGAGUAACUCCUCCUCUAAUACCAAAAUCAAAUCGAUUCUCUUUUGGAAUGGACCCAGACGAUCGGAGAUGACCAUUUUCGGGACGGGACACGACGCUUUCGUUCAGCAAGAAUGCCCAGUUAGCGACUGUGAAAUUGUCAAUAGCCCUUAUCAAUAUCCAUACCGUCCGCUUAGCUCCUUCGAUGCCGUCAUCUUCAACUUCAACGACGAAUUUUGGCUGACCAAACGGCCACAUUUCCAGCGUCAACCCCACCAACGAUUUAUCUUCUUCACCAUCGAACCUCCACCGUCCAACGAGCCUAUGAACGUCACGGGAUACACCAACUAUUUCAACUGGACCAUGACCUACCGGUUGGACUCGGACGUUCCUUUUCCGUACGGGCGGAUCCGGCCGAAACGGUCGGCGCCAACGACAAGCGAAGAGAUCCAAGCCAGGAUCAAAGAGACGCACUCAAAGUUAUUCAACUGUGACAAUGACAUCAAUUCUCGGACGAAUUGCGAGAGCCGGAAGAACAAAACUCUGGUGGCGGCCAUGAUCUCCCACUGCUCAACUGACGGGCGACGGGAACACUACAUCAAGCGACUCAAGAAGCACGUCAAAGUCGACGUGUACGGAUUUUGUGACGAGGAAGACCUCGAGCUCGGGUCAGGUCUCCGUUGCCAGCCGCACGAGCUGUUGAUUUCGACGCCCGAAUGUUACGACAUGCUCGAGUCCAAGUACAAAUUCUACUUGUCGUUCGAGAACGCCAUUUGCAGCGACUACGUGACGGAAAAGUUCUUCCACAUCAUGGGCCGGCGCAACAUUGUGCCCAUCGUCUACGGUGGCGCCGACUACGCCCAACUGGCGCCGGAGCACUCGUACAUCGACGCCCUGGAGUACGAGCCGGAGCAAUUGGCCCAGUACCUGAAAAUGCUGGACGCUAAUGACACGCUGUACAACGAGUAUUUGUGGUGGAAAAACGAUUACGUCGUCGAAUCGGAUCUCAGACAAAUGGUGCGGCACGGAUUUUGUGACUUGUGCCGGAAACUUCACCAAGACCAAGGGCAGGUGAAAUAUUACCCGAGUUUGUUGCCCAAGUGGCACCCCGGAAGAUGUUUCCGGCCGCACUACAAAUCAAACAGAAGCACUAGCAGGAAUAAAGGGCUAACUAAAAAGGCAGCCCUUCACGAAAGACUGUCCUGGACUUUGGGAGAGUCCUUAUAAAUAAUAUUUUGUUUAAUUUGAAAUAACAUUAAUAAAUAAUAAUAAUUAAAAAAAAAAAC